Nezara viridula (southern green stink bug) is the source of this 2535-nucleotide messenger RNA. Lineage: Eukaryota; Metazoa; Arthropoda; Insecta; Hemiptera; Pentatomidae. The record is from the annotation of a GenBank genome assembly.
CAAUAAUUGGGAUAAGUUAAAAUCCUAAAUGAUAGAGCUCAUUCUUCAAAUUGAUAUCAUUAAAUAUUAUUAGUUUAUAGGUUCUAAACGCAAUGUAUUACAGAACUAACAACCUACGGAAAGAAUCGUUCAAAUGGCGAUUACACGAGAUGAUACACGCCCGCCGGGUGGCAGAUACGAACAAGUCCCAGUUAAUGAACAUUUUGCCGAUUCCAGAAGAAGUUGCAUUAACUGGACUCCCUCCAGAUUGGGGUAGGAUUCCGCUCUACCAGCACAUUCCAAUGCCUACCAUGGCACCAGCCGGUAAAGUCCAAUUUACCCGAGGAACCUUAGGUGAAAAUAUACUACGAAUGUCUAAAACCUUCGAUCUAGGGGACCCGUACUGUCACGAUCUCAAACUUGAGUAUGAGCCUAUACAUGACCCAUACUUGAAACAUUUCCUACUAGCAUCCCACGUCAAGAAGUACAUUGAGGAUUCGGGUGUCAUUACAAGCCAAAAUAAGGUUAAAUGUAGUCCAAAGAGUUAUAAUGCCUAUAGGCAUUAUAUGUGGACUGUACAACGUAAUGGCAUCAAAGAACAACUUUUGAAAAAAGAAAAGCAGCACCUCUUAAGGAAGAGGUUCGUUGACUUUUUACAUGUAGCGAAUCAUGUUAAAGCCCAGCAUUUAAAAGUGAGAUCAGUGGAGAAAGGAAUGAUUGUCAGAAAAUUUGUUAGGAAGCUCAACGUGUUAUUAGAAAACAUGUUAAAAGAACAGCGUAAAAAAGAAUCUGAAGCUGGCACGCAGAAAGUAGUCAACGAAAGAAAUGAUCUAUGGAUAAUCCAUCUAGUAAAAGAAAGGGAUUAUCCAAAUUUAAAAGCAUUGUAUAAAAGGCGUGCAUUCGUAGCUACGGCCUAUAAAGGAGUCAACUACGUCCUCAAAUGGAGGGACCACUACCUCUGGGUUGACGAAGUGCAGGAUCUUAGGGAACGAUGCAGACAACUCAGAGAUAUAAAACUCGAUUUAAACUGGGAUAGGAAAAUAGCUGAACAGACCAGCUUAUUAAGAAGAGAUUUUAUCAUUUUUAAUGAUUACCUCAACUAUUCGGCGAGAAGAAUGAGAAACAGAGAAAGGUGGUAUCAGAUGGACCGCCUUGCAAUGAAAGGAAAGUUUGAACGCCUGCGUUACGACAGGGACUAUUCCAUAAUUAAAAAGUUACAGAAGAGGAGGAAAUAUGGGAUGGCCGCCGAUUUUUUAAUGGAUAGAAUAAGACAUGCUCCAUUGGCCGUCAGGGCUUGGGAGCUACAAUCUAAAAGAAGGGUGUAUUACCGACCAAAACGGUUGCGUCUUAUCCAAAUACCUGGCAAAUCUUUUAUUCCAAGAACUGGAAUGCCGGUUCACUCUUCUGGUCUUCGAGGAAGACUACUUGCUGGGUACCUAGGAAAAAAAAUCGCUCACACGUGGCUGAUCCAAAUGACCAAGCGUGCUGCCUUCAGAGCUCUAAAAGUAGCAUGUAUCAAUCAGCUGGGGACUUGCAUGGUGAAUCUGAAAUGUAUGAUAGGCCGAAUAAUACAUAACCAGACUUUCCCGAUGAGAACAAUUAAAGACCUAGGACCACGAUACAACUGGGCGAGGAAGCUACCAUACAAAGCAGUCGCUGAGAAUUGGGAUCCAAAACUCAUCGUAAGAAAAAAACUUAUUUUGGCCAUAAGAAGAUACGUGAAACACGAACGAAGGAGACUGAGGAUGACCGAAGAAUGUCCUGAGUGGUCAUAUUAUGACAAGAGAGCAGCUAAAUAUAACAGUAAGGAACUCUGUAUUCCAUCACACUGGAGGAAAUUAAAACUUUAUUUUCCUCUUAUUGCUGAGCAGUACCACAAAUCUGAUUGGAAACGAAACUGCAAGUCCCUAGGAAAGUACCUACUUUACAUCCUAAUACAUAAUCAGUCAUUCACCGUUAAGCGGAGAAAAGUGUGCAGUAACCUCACUCAACUUAGAGCUACAAUUUGUAAACUAAAAAACAAAGUACGAAUUGUGGCUGAUGCCAUACAAAGGAUCAUUGCUAAAAAAAUAAGGUUAUAUUAUCCGGAUAAUAUAAAAUAUCACCUUCACAUUACGAGGGGACACGUUCGAAGUCUAUUACCGAAGAAUCCAGCAGAUGGAGAUGGAUUCUGCAAAGGAUUUUUAUAUAUGCUUGGUACUAUGAGUUUGGGACAUAUUAACUUUCAACAUAUUAUCCCCUUUGCAGAUAAAUUUAUGUUAUACAUUUGCUUUCCGAAAAGAUUUCCACUCCAUUUUAAGGCGUAUCCACUUGAUUUUUACAAAAGAAGACAGCUUCGUGACAGAGUUUACCACUAUGAGACAAGUCCUUUUGCAAAUCUGGAGUUCUAUCAAAAAGUUUUGAAAAUACGGAAACUACGCCAAAAACAUGAAAAAGAUCUGCAAUUUAUAAUGCAAGUUAUUAAUCCAAAAACAAAAAAAUUCAUGCUGUUAUGUAAAAAGAUGAAAUAUUCGAAAUACCGUGAACUUUAGAUAAAUAAAGUUUUAUUUUUGGUAA